Trichoderma atroviride IMI 206040 is the source of this 1470-nucleotide messenger RNA. RefSeq lists its product as uncharacterized. NCBI's taxonomy places the organism in Eukaryota, Fungi, Ascomycota, Sordariomycetes, Hypocreales, Hypocreaceae. The record is from RefSeq and is a predicted model, not a curated record.
AUGAAGAAAGGCUCUCCUAACCACGUGUACGAUGUCAUCAUCGUAGGUGCUGGUAUUUCUGGCAUCAGUGCAGCGCAUCAUAUACAGAAAACACUUCCCGACUCUGAGUAUCUGCUUCUUGAGGGCCGUGAUAACAUUGGUGGUACGUGGGACUUAUUCCGCUAUCCUGGCAUUCGGUCGGACACGGACUUGCAUACAUUUGGAUUCGGCUGGCAGCCAUGGCAAGAGAAUCGAGCCAUCGCAGAUGGUGAUUCCAUCGUCCACUAUUUGCGCACCACGGCGGAAAGGGAUGGAAUCUAUCGCCACAUUCAGUUUCAGCAUCGCAUCGUCGCGGCCAGCUGGUCAUCCGGGUUGGAGCUCUGGACGUUGGAGGUCGAAACCAAGGCCCGCCGCAUUCAGCUACAUACCAAGUUCUUGAUUCUGGGAACAGGCUAUUACGACUACAAUGAGCCCCUACGGGCUGAGAUCCCGGGCUUGUCUAAUAACUUCCGUGGCACUAUCGUACAUCCUCAGUUCUGGCCCAAAGACCUCGAUUAUACUGGCAAGCGGGUGGUCAUCAUUGGCAGCGGCGCCACUGCCAUCACGCUGCUUCCCAACUUGGCCAAAAAGGCAAGCCAUGUGACAAUGCUACAGCGCAGUCCUACUUACAUCAUGUCCAUCGAUAACACGACAGGUGGUUCAUGGAUACACAAACUUCUGCCUCGGACAUGGGCAUUCAAGUUGGAUCGCUGGAUGUUCAUGUGGAUGAUUAUUAUCCUAUACAACUUCUGCCGACUCUUUCCAGAGCGCUCUCGGGCUGCUUUGGAAGGCGCAGUCGCAAAACAGCUCCCCAAGGAUGUUCCCAUGGAUCCUCAUUUCCGACCACUCUACAAGCCUUGGGAUCAGCGCGUCUGCUUCACGCCCAACGGUGACUUCUUUGAGAGUCUCCGAGGCGGGAAGGCACAUAUUGAGACGGCCCACAUUAAGACAAUGUCCUCUGACUCUAUCAUUCUCGAUAAUGGAAAGACACUGGAGGCGGACGUGAUUGUCACCGCUACGGGCCUAAAAUUCUGCCUCGGUGGCCAUAUACGCAUAACUAUAGACGACGAAGAGAUCAACCUCGCCAAUCGCUAUGCUUGGAACGCAACAAUGCUACAAGAUGUACCGAAUCUGGCUUUUAUGAUGGGCUAUGUCAAUGCCUCUUGGACCCUGGGAGUCGAAACCAGCUCUCAGCUCGUCUGCCGCCUGCUACAACAUAUGCGGAAAAAGCAUUAUUCCAGCGUUGUUCCGCGCUUGCCCAAGGAAUUUCCCAUGGAGCGCCGGCCGAUUUGGGAUCUUGAUGCCACGUACGUGAAAAAAGCACAGGGCUUCAUCCCCCGCUGCGGCAAUAUUGGACCCUGGAGAGGACGCACCAAUUACUUUGUGGACCUGUGGAAAACCCGGUAUGGCAGUAUCACCAAGGAUUUAGUCUUCCGAGCUGGGAGGCCGUAG